Molecule: messenger RNA, 4317 nt
Organism: Lampris incognitus (smalleye Pacific opah)
Lineage: Eukaryota; Metazoa; Chordata; Actinopteri; Lampriformes; Lampridae
Product: protein PHTF2-like
Exons: 15
Coding region: 198-1913 (571 amino acids)
Cellular component (GO): endoplasmic reticulum
Source: RefSeq, a predicted model, not a curated record
CACUAACCAGGAAAGGAAUUGUCAGAGUGGUAUUUUUCCCAUUCUUCUAUCGAUGGUGGAUUCAGGUCACCUCCAGAGCUAUAUUCCUGUUACUGCUGGCUCUCUACCUGCUACAAGUGGCGGCAGCAGUCCUGUACGUGUCCAUCUCUCAGCCUCAUGGGAUACCGGCCACCGAGGUGUUUGGAGCCAUCUGGCUCAUGCUGCUCCUGGGAACCGUCCACUGUCAGAUUGUCUCCACCCGAACACCCAAACCAGCCUCCAGCACUGGGGGGAAGAGACGGAGGUCUAAGAAGUCCAAGCUGUCCAUUGACAAGUCAACAGAGACAGACAAUGGCUAUGUAUCACUCGACGGUCGGGUGACCAAUCGCAGCAGUGAGGAGGGGCUUCAACUCCACGAGCAGCGAUGUGAUUUGCUGCCAAGGGCCGAUGAGAUGUGCUGGAAUGUGCAUGCCCCGCCCACAAACACUCACACAACCCGCAGCACUGGAAUGAUGCUGGUUAACGGCAAUAAGGAGCCGGCAUCAGAUGAAGCAUCCAGCGAGGAGGACCCUGAGGCGUCCUAUAGCGCUCUCCGCAGGGGGGUGGAGAGAAUCAACAGCGACUGUACGCUCCGCAACCGAAAGAACGGACAUCAUUACAAGAAACACUAUGCUGUGGAGGAGGUUCCUAAGUCUGGUACCAGUUGUAGUUCACGGUGUUCAAGUCUGAGGACUCAGGACUCAGAGAGCACUCGUCAUGAGUCAGAGACAGAGGACCUGCUCUGGGAGGACUUCCUGCACUGUGCAGAGUGCCGAUCCUCCUGCACCUCAGAGACAGAGGGGGAAGGGGGCGGGACACCUGUCUGCCCACCUGCCAAGAAGGAGUACAGAGAUGACCCCUUCCAUCAGGGUCAUGUUCCAUGGCUACACAGCUCCAACCCUGGCUUGGAGCGAGUGAGUGCCAUAGUGUGGGAGGGAAAUGAGUGUAAAAAGGCGGACAUGUCUGUCUUGGAGAUCAGCGGCAUGAUCAUGAACAGAGUAAAUCUCUAUACUCCCAGUAUAGGCUAUCAGGUCUUUGGGAACCUGGUUUCUGUGACACUUGGCCUCACCCCCUUUGCUUACAGGCUGGCUCAGUACCGUGACUUGGAUCAGCUGACCACUCUCUCAGCCAGCGAGCUGCUGUCUGUGGCACUGGGGGGUGGUUCUGGCUCAGAUGUCAUGGUCAUCACCAUGGUAACACUGAGUUUCCUAGUGCGCAUUUGCCUUAUAUGGCUCUUCUUCUUCCUCCUCAGUGUGGCAGAGAGGACCUACAAACAGAGGCUACUAUUUGCCAAGCUGUUUGGUCAUCUGACAUCAGCCCGGAGAGCCAGGAAGUCUGAAGUUCCCCAUUUUAGACUGAAGAAGGUUCAAAACAUCAAGAUGUGGCUUUCACUGCGCUCUUACCUCAAGAGGCGCGGUCCCCAGCGAUCAGUGGAUGUUAUUGUGUCGUCUGCCUUCCUACUCACUUUGUCUGUUGUCUUCAUUUGCUGUGCUCAGUUGCUUCACAUCCAUGAGACCUUCCUAGAGUGUCAUUAUAACUGGGAACUGGUGAUCUGGUGUUCCAGUCUGUCUCUGUUCCUACUGAGGUUUGUCACCUUGGGCUCUGAGACCAGCAAGAAGUACAGCAACACCUCCAUACUGCUUACUGAACAGAUCAACCUGUACCUGAAGAUGGAGAAGAAGCCAAACAAGAAGGAGGAGCUGACCCUGGUCAAUAAUGUCUUAAAGCUGGCUACAAAACUACUAAAGGAGUUAGAUGCCCCUUUUAGGUUGUAUGGUUUGACUAUGAACCCCCUACUGUACAACAUCACUCAGGUGGUCAUUCUGUCUGCAGUGUCUGGAGUUAUCUCUGACCUCCUAGGAUUUAACUUGAAGCUCUGGAAGAUUAAAUCGUGACAAUGAGGCGAGGGUGUCAUGGAGAGAGCCGCUAUCCAUCCUUCACCAAAACCUGAAAGGGGGGGGGGGGGCUUGUCUCACUCCGGACGCUGGCUGGAUGAGUGACUGACAUGACCAGCUUACUGGAUGAAAGGAUAACUGACGGACGGAUGGACUGGUAGUCUGACUGGCUGCAUUGUCGGUCCUGACAUAUCAGAAUGCUCUGACUUUCAAUGUUCUCACUUUGUGCAAUUCACAAACUAUUUAUUUACCCGUUCAGUGUUUUUAACUAGGGUUUAUCUCAUUUAAGUCCAUUUCAUAUUUUAUUUUGGGAUUCAAAUUUAUACUGUUUUACCUGUGUUCACAAAAGUAUUAUGUUUUCAUUAAUUAUUGAUCAUUACUAUUACAUGUUUUAGGUUCACGGCAAGGGUGGGUCAAUUCAGUUUUCAUACACACACAUGUACACUGUAAGAUUGCAGGCAGAUAUAAAUCCCCAUGCAUAUCCCAGUAGCUCUUAUCCGUCACUCUGUCCUGUCAUUACUACAGCAGCAGGAAAAUAUUUCCCAAGUAUUCCUUUUCAGGAUGCAACAGCAGUGAAACAUGUAAAAUGUGGCUUAUAUUAUAGUCACAUCUGUAGCUAUGUUUGCAUAAACACUCCCAUAUAAAACUCCGUUUCACCUUUCCCUCGUUUGUGUGACUUGCCGUGGGCCUAUGCGUAUAUUCAGUUUCACAAGUUUUACUUAAAAUGGACGGGUGGUAUUUUCAGGAUUACGUGGAAGUGGCAGCGUUUACUCUCACGACGGCUCUCUAGUCAAGCAAAUUUGUGAAAAAAGAACGAAUGGGGUUUAAUUAAGCAUGACUGACUGCUUUUCCAUGUUGGUUAAGUCUUGGACAGGAGUAUUUCUUUGGUGGAGAUUUCUGUUGGGAAUACAGCCUAAUUCCUGUCUAUAAGGCCAUUUCAUUAUCUGGUAAGCAAUAGAUCUGUUUUUAUGUCCGUAUCAUGAUAUCAGAAAUGCCACAGAGUUAUUGUUAUUGUGUUAAUCUGGCACGCCGCUGUUCAAACGAGAACACACUUCUGAAUUUAGAAAUGCUAAUGAUUAGUUUUCCUGAGACCUCGUAUUCAUUGUUUCCAUUUUGAGCCAUAAAACUCGAGGAUAUUUUAAAAUGGGACUCUAACAUUACCUACCAGUCAUUUGGCUAUUGAUCUGAAGCAAAUUGACAAGUUUAAAGUGGCUCCUGACCCGCUUCUCACCAGCCACAGGUGAGAUUGCUUUAGUUUGGUCUGAGUGCAAGAUGGGCGGGCUUUGCACAUUUUUGAGACAGUCUAAUUGGUCUUUUUUUUUAACAAGGGGCAAUAAAUAUACUCCAGUUAGAAAUAAUUUUUAGCGUGAUAAUUGGACCUUUCUCCAUUGCUAUAUUGUCUCAAUGCCGCAUUGAAUUCACUCACUUCAGGUUGAGUUUACCAAUAUUUAAGUUUAAAGGGGAUCUAUUUCAAAAGGAGGCUCAAUGCAUGAAUAAAUAACUCAAAAAUGAACGAAUUCUUGGGCGUGACCGACAAAUUACUUCGGUGUACCUUUUAAAUGGACUUUAGUGAAAAUAGAUUGACCCCUGCCUGGUCAUUUCUCACAUGCAACAGUUAAACACGUCUGAACGUGAACAAAUUUAUGCACUUUAAACACAGACAGAAGAAGAGGAAAUUUUUACAUUGCGUUACAAUGUCAAAACGUCUCUGUUGCUGUCGGCAGACAUUUUUUUUUGUUGUUUUUGUACUUCACUUGCUUGACAGUCUUGAGUGCGUGUGUGUGCUGUCAAAUGCUAGCUCCAACCACACACUAUUGUCGAUAGUUUGCAUCACUUUUUAGUUAAAACCAACACGACGUAUAAGGUAAGGAAUUAAAUGUCAAGUUACAUAAAAACUUUAUUCAAAAGCCAAUGCAAAUUGUUGCUUGGCAUCCUGCUACUUUAAACUGCCAACUGAAAAACAUCAAAAAGCUAGCAUAAUCUCUUUUUAGUGUGUUUGAAAAAGACCAAAGUGCUUUCUUUCUUUUUGUUUUUUGGUUUGUUCCUGCCAGAAAGAAUGUAUUCGCAACAUAUGCUUUAAAAUAUAAGAUUAUUGGUGUUGUUUUUUCUUUUUGGAAAUGCUUUAAGACUGUGUUCAUGUUGUUUAUUGCUUAUUUUCAUGUGUUUUUUUGUUUCUCUUUGGCAUCAUGCUUUACUUUAAUUCAUGUGUAAAGAUGGUGCCCUCAUGCUCAGUUAAAAGGAGACAACGUUUUGCUGUGUUUCUGAAGUACAGGAAGGGGUCCGAAAUGUCUGUAUGAAAAUUUAUCACGGUAAAGGACUCCACAUUGUGAUCCCGUUUUCAAAACAAGUCUGAAUAUUUAGUUCCUUGGGAUUUUGUAAGAAAAAUAAAAAACGGAUGUUGACA